UUGAGGGGCGGCAGGAUUCCUCUCUGACAUGAGCAGCAGCGCCCGGGCUUGGCCGCCGCCGCCGCCGCACUCCUUGCUGGUGCUUCAGCAGCUGUCAAAGGGAUAAGAGCGGGACACGGGGAAAGGCCGGGCGGACUGGGUGGAGGCAGUAAGAGCAGGUUAGUCACCAGAAGUCUUACAGAGAAUAAACUGAUCACCUUGCAGAAUACCAUCAAUGAGAAAAGAAGUGUAACCUCUGCUCAGACAUGAGCAGUGCUAGUAACUCACUGGCACGUGAAUUUUUGUCAGAUGUCAGCCAACUUUGCAAUACAGUGGACCAAAGGGUGGAAGCCAGGGAGGAGGAAGAAGAGAAAACACACAUAGCAGCACUUGGACAAUACCUUGUUCAAGGUCGUGGAUUCAUUUUACUUACUAAACUUAAUUCCAUAAUUGAUCAGGAGCUGACCUGUCGAGAAGAUCUCCUUACUCUCCUCCUGUCACUUCUGCCUCUAGUAUGGAAAAUACCUGUAGAAGAAGAAAAGGCAAUAGAUUUCGUUCUGCCCUUCUCCAUCGAGAUAUGCUUGACCAAAGAGACAACUCUGGGUUCUCUCAAAUCUACUCAGGAAAAACAGACCCCAGAAGAAAAUUCUCAUCCGUCCACUCAGGCACCUGUAAAAUCAAAUUCUUCUUCCUGGAGAAGUCGACAUCAGCGCAAAACGACCCAUCGCUAUUCUGUGAGGGAUGCAAGGAAAUCCCAGUUAUCCACUUCUGAUUCAGAAGGCAAUUCAGAUGAGAAGACUUCUGCAGUGCUGAAGCACACACGGUCCCGGGUUUUGCAGCCUUUUCUAAGCAAUCUGCCUAAGGAGCAAUAUAUGACAAGUAGAAGUACAUUUCUAGAAGCGGAAGAGGCCCAGAGUUGUAGGGUCGAUACUGAUGAUUCCAAACAGAUCAUUCCAGUUCAAGAAAUCAGUUCUCAGGCAUCAGAUGAGGCAGCUGCUUCAUCUGCAAGCUGCCUAGAUAAUUCUUCUUUUGACUUGUGUCAUGUUUUAUUGUCCUUGCUAGAUAAGCUGUGUAAGUUUGAUAUUGCAUCGAACCACAAGUCUGCAUUGGCAGCCAAUGUGGUAUCCACACUAACAGAACUUUUGUUCAAACUUGGAGAUUGUUACAGUGCAGGUGCUGCUGCUGAAAAUGAAGUAGUUUCUUCAAGCUGGACAGGAGAACCUGUUGCUCUGAUUCAGAGGAUGCUAUUUCGGACAGUGUUGCGUCUUAUGGCUAUGGAUGUUAACAAUGCUGAGACUAUGCCUGUCAAUUUGAGAAAAAACCUUAUUGAUUUACUUAAAGCAGCUUUAACAGCUAAAUGUUUGCUGGAAAAACCAUAUCAUUCUUUCUUUUCAAGACAACAUGGAGCUUUACAGAAGGAGAUCCAGGGUGACCUUGCUUUCUCAAGAUAUCGCCACCGGGCCCUGCUUUUGCCAGAGUUCAUAGAAGGAGUUUUGCAAAUCCUGAUUUGCUGCCUUCAGAGUGCAGCUUCCAAUCCUAUUUAUUUUAGUCAAGCAAUGGAUCUGGUCCAUGAGUUCAUACAAUACCAGGGAUUCAAACUGUUUGAGGAUACCAUACGCCAGCUGGAAUGGCUUGUUGCAAGGGACACUGAGGUUAACACAGAGGUGCCAGAGUAUCUCAAAGCCCUCAUCAACAGCAUUAUGAAAAUAAUCAGUACUAUAAAAAAAGUGAAGUCAGAGCAACUUCACCAGUCUGUGUGUACAAGAAAACGACACAGGCGGUGUGAAUAUUCUCACUUCAUGCAUCAUCACCGAGACCUCUCAGGGCUGCCAGUUUCUAGUUUUAAAAACCAGGUCUCUAAGAACCCAUUUGAAGAAUCAGCAGAUGGGGAAGUUCAUUACCCUGACCGGUGUUGCUGCAUUGCAGUUUGUGCUCACCAGUGCCUGCGAUUGCUGGAACAGCUUUCCCUUGGUAGCACAUGUUUUCAGAUCCUAUCUGGCAUCCAUAAUGUGGGCAUAUGUUGUUGUAUGGAUCCCAGGUCUGUAAUUAUCCCCUUACUUCAUUCUUUUAAGUCACCUGUAUUAAAAAACUUUCAGUCACAUAUAUUAAGCAUUCUUAAUAAAUUUAUAUUGGACCAACUUGGAGGAGCACAAGUUUCUCAAAAACUGACGCAGGCCUCCUGCAAUAUUUGUACCAUUGACUGUGACCAGCUUGCUGAAUUAGAUGAUGUCCUCCAUGGCAAUGCUUCUGAUGUUAUUUCUGCUUUAAGUUCAACUCCGUAUAGGUUUCAAGGAAUUUUGCCUAGUCGAGGGUCUGAAGAUAUGUUGUUGAAGUGGGAUGUCUUGGAGGCAUAUCAGAGCCUUGUUUUUGAAGGAGAUGACAAACUGCACUGUAUGCAGAUAGCUAGCCAUGUGUGCAAUUUGAUUCAAAAAGGUAAUGAGGUUAUUCAGUGGAAACUGUACAAUUAUAUAUUCAGCCCAGUGCUCCAGAGAGGUGUUGAACUGGCUCAUCAGGGCCAGCAACAAGGUGUUUCUGCAGCUUUCAGCCAAACAGACAGCUACCACAAGAAAUGUUUGCCUCAGGAAGUGCUUCAGAUCUAUUUACAGACUCUGCCUUCAUUGCUUAAGUCCAGAAUAAUACGGGAGUUGUUCUUAAGCUGCAAUGGAAUAAAUCAAAUGACUGAGCUAAAUUACUUGGACUGCAUAAGAAGUUACACCUUGAAAGUAUUUGAGACAUUAAUAUUUUGCCUUGGUGACCAGCAGACAGAUCAGUUGAUGCCAGAUCUCGAUGGCUUAGAUGACGAGCAGAAGAAGUCUGUGUUAGAGCUUGGUGUUUUGGUUCAGAGCAAACAAGCCACUUCGGAUGUGCCUCAAAGCUUAAGCAAGUUUUAUGCUGGACUUAAAGAAGUUUACCCAAAGAAGAAGAAAUCACUCAGUCAAGAUGUUCACAUCAACAUGAUAAACAUAUUUCUCUGUGUUGCUUUUCUGUGUGUCAGUAAGGAAGCAGAUGCUGAUCGAGAUUCGGCUAAUGAUUCUGAAGAUACUUCAGGUUAUGACAGUACUGCUAGUGAACCUCUGAGCCACAAACUACCAUGCUUGUCUCCAGAGAGUUUGUCUUUACCUUCCUUGGAACAUAUCCACAGGGCAGCAGACAUUUGGUCCAUGUGUCACUGGAUCUAUUUGUGUAGUUCAGUUUUCCAAAGACAGUUCCAUAGGCUUGGUGGUUUUGAGGUAUGCCAUAGAUUAAUUGCCAUGAUAAUCCAGAAACUUGCCAUAAAUAGAGCCAUGGUGCAAGGAGAGCAGGAGAAAUGUGCUGAGGCUUUUUUUGAAAAAAAAUCAGAUGAGUUUAUAUUGAGCAAUGAGAGAGGCCAGUCAGAUCAUGAUAGUCUUGAUGAAAACCUUGGCAGCAUAGAGCAAGAAUGGCUUUCAUGUGAACAUUCAGCUGCAGAACAACCAUCCGCUGAUAGCACCGUGAAGUCAAAAAAAGCGAGAAUCCAAGAAAAUGAGUGGUCACCCCAGGGUAUAAGACUUCUGGAAGCUCUUUUGGCAAUUUGUUUACACAGUGCAAAUAAUUUCCAGCAGAAGACAGAAAUGGAGUCCAUUCCUGAGAAUGUUUCUGUUGAAGAUAUAUUACUUGAAAUGCGAGAUCAACUUGCAAAAUCUAGAAUAAUGGAAACUGAUUUGGUGAAGCCUUUAUUUGAUUCUUUACUCCGAGUUGCCUUGGGAACCUAUUUUGCUGAUCUGGAUCAUCCUGAAGAAAAAAAAGAAAAGAUCCUUCAAUCUGAAAAGGAGCUUGCACCUCAGCCUGGAGAUAUCUCUGAAGAAGCAGAAGACGCACAGUGCUGUAACUUUAAUUUUUUUGCUGAAGAAGAAGACUAUGAUGCAGAUAGUGAAAGCAAUCCUGAUGACAGUGAAAGCAAGGACGAAGGAACAGACAUUAAGAGAGAAAAAGGAGGCUUUGGUUAUUCCAGCUUUCCCAGUGAUCUAGCUGAACAUCUUAUUCAAGGGGAAUUAAUAUACCCUGAAAUCUUCAUGUUGGAAUUGCAUUUACUUUCUGCUGGCAGCCCAAGUCUGGAUGUGCUUACUCAUGUCUUCCAGAGUUUCUUGAAAGUGAUAAGGAUGAAGGGAAAAAAUGCAACAUUGCUUAUACAGCAGGGAGUUGUGAAGAGCCUUUUGGGAGGAUUCCUCCAUAUACUGACACAGACUGAUUCCAGUUUUCAUGCUUGCCAGGAGGUAUUGGUGGAUCUUCUGGUAUCUCUGAUGAGCUCAAGAACAUGUUCAGAAGAGCUAACUCUUCUCCUAAGGAUUUUUUUGGAGAAAACACCAUCAAUGAGCACACUGCUUAAAGGAAUUCUGAAGAUUUUGGAGGCGAAUACUGAAAUGAGACCUUUACAACAUAUCUCAUUUCCUUUGCACCAUACACUCUGUUUAGGAAGCAGCCCUACCCAAAAAUCCACCCUCCCUUUCAACAGCAAGACAACAGGACUGCCAAGACGAUCAAAGUUUGGCCAAACAAAGAAAGAACCGGACAGUGAGAGUCUGCCUCACCGCCUUCUUUCUUCUUGGCACAUUGCUCCCAUCCAUUUGCCUUUAGUUGGUCAAAACUGUUGGCCACAUAUGUCUGAAGGCUUCAGCAUCUCCCUUUGGUUUUGUGUGGAAUGUGUUCCUGAAGUAGACAGUUCUCUGGAGAAAGUGAAAAGAAUGAAAAGGCAGAGCAAAUCACUAAUGUCACGUGACAGCAGUUUUGAUGAUACAGAAGAAAGCAAACUUGGAGUUGAUUACCUCAGUCUGGGUGACAAACUUCUUGAAGAUGGAUGUCUUCAUAUAUUUUCAUUGGGCUCCAAAGCAUUGAUGAUUCAAGUAUGGACAAAUGUCAACACUGGAGCUUUCAUAUUUCGCAUGUGUAUGGAUCCAAAUGAUGAAAUGAAGGCUGGUCUACUAGCACAAGCGGAAACAACAGAGAACACUUUCUCCAUAGGCAAGUGGCAGCAUUUGGCAUUAACAUACCAGCAGCAGCCAGAAAGCAAGAAAAAUAUCCAUGGAACACUUACAUUGUGGAUUUCUGGUCAGAGAAGAUCUGAUAUUAAUUUAGAUUAUACACUCCCAAGAAAAACAAGCUUAUCAUCUGACAGCAAUAAGACCUUCUGUAUGAUUGGCCAUUGUACAUCAUCCCAUGAUGAAUUACUGCAGUUAGCUGGGAGAUGGGACCUGGGAAAUCUGCUUCUUUUCAAUGGUGCAAAAAUUGGACCAGAAGAAGCAUUUUAUCUCUAUGCUUGUGGACCGGACUUCACCUCUGUCAUGCCUUGUAAAUAUGGCAGAUCAAUAACAGAUUAUUCCAAAUACAUAGAUAAAGAGAUUCUGCAAUGUGAACAGAUUAGAGAAAUGUUAAUGACAAAGAAAGAAGUGGACACUGGACCUUUAAUUGAAAGCCUUGCUGCUGUUUAUGCCACUUGCUGUCCUGCUCAAUACACAAUCUAUGAGCCAGUAAUCAGACUCAAAGGUCAAGUGAAAACUGUUCCUUCUCAACGACCUUUCAGUUCAAAAGAAGUACAAAGCAAUUUACCAGAUCCUCAUUACCUGAAAGUGCUACAGCCUUUAGAAUAUAAAGGUCUUCAGGGCAUACUGCAUGAGAUUGGUGGAACUGGAUCAUUUGUCUUCCUAUUUGCCAGGGUAGUAGAGAUCAGCAACUGUGAAGAAACUCAAGCUUUAGCUCUAAAAGUUAUCCUUGCCUUAACAAAACACAAUCAACAGAGAAUACAUGAACUAGAAAAUUGCCACAGCUAUUCGAUGAUUCAUCAGGUGUUGAUAAAGCCCAAGUGUAUUGUUGGAUUUCACAUACUGCAGACUCUCCUUGCAGGAUGUUGCAGUGAGAAGAUGGUUCAUCUGACUGAGAAUGGGCAAGUUGUCCUUGAUGUAGAGUCCAGAGCCAUAAUCCAAGAUGUUAAAUUGUUGGAAGAGUUGCUACUUGAUUGGAAGAUAUGGUCCAAAUCCCAGCAAGGUGUUUGGGAAAUGCUCUUAUCAGCUCUGGAAAUACUUAUCCAAGAUAAUCAUUGGCAGCAGAUGUUUAACAUUAAGCAACUUCUCAAAGCUCGGAUUGUGCAUCAUUUCCUACGGAUGUGUCAGGUUCUGCAGGAGCACAAAGACGAACAUCUCACAUCUAUGCCUACAGAGGUUUGCACAUCGUAUGUGAAAAUAAUUGAAGAAGUGCUUGGAUCUCCACCAGACCUGGAAUUGCUGACACUGAUUUUCAAUUUCCUCUUAGCAGUUCACCCUGCUACAAAUACAUAUGUUUGUCACAAUCCUAGAGACUUCUACUUUUCCCUGCACAUAGAUGGCAAUAUUUUUCAAGAGAAGGUUCAAUCAAUCAUGUACUUGAGAAAUUCUAGCAGUGGUGGAAAAUCUGUUGAUAGCCCAGCUUUGGCUGUUACAUGUCCAACUGGAUUUUCUGCUACAUAUCAAGAUGGAACAUAUUCUUCCGAAAUAAUUGGAUCACAUGCAGUAGUUUCUCAAGCAACCAGACGGCUCUGUAAAAGCCUACCAGCAUCUCCUACUGCUUCUCCAGAAGCACAUCAAAAAGGGUUCAGUGGGACUCUGGGCAGGAGUGUUGAAAACAUCCCUGUAGUGAGAGAGACAGACCUAUCUGAGCUGCUGCAAAAAAAUAACUUUGUAAAGAACUUGGAAGCCAUAAAAAGGAGGCAAGAGGAACAUUUAAUUAGCAGUUGUGAGUCUGCAGAAACAGUUGUAGAGGUGAAAGAAUUAACUGAGACGUUAAAUAUUACAAAGCAAGAGACAGAAGUGUCAAACGAAACCCCUGAGGACCAAGGAGAAAGUGCAGAAGUGAAGCCCAGUGAAGACAGCACUGGUCCUGAAUCAUUUCUCAGGCGUCCUGACAACCUGAAGGGGUUGUCUCCCUUUCAGAGAAAUCUCAGCAAUUUUGCAGGCUUCGGAUUAGACUUUUCUCUCCAAAGUGGGUCUGCUAUUGCUCGGUGGCCAAGCCUGGCUGAUAAGGGUUUGCCUUCUGAAGACUGGGAACAUCUUGCUUUUUCAUCAUCUAGUGAACCGGCUCUUCAGGAACCUGAAAGUGCUGCUGAUAGGACAACAGAAGACUGUAUUGUACUUGUAUGCUGUGGCUUUUAUCAACUCUUGCGUAAAGUUCUUUUAAUUUUGCCGGAUAUCAUGCUUCCAGAUGUAAUGGAUAAGCUUAUUCAGCCAGAGAUUCUUAUAGUUCUUGUGAACCAUCCAUCUGCUCUCAUACAGCAAGGAGUUAUUAAACUCUUGGACACAUAUUUCAACAGAGCAACCAAGGAACAAAAGGAGAAAUUCUUGAAGAAUCGAGGUUUUUCCUUAUUAGCUAACCAGUUGUACCUUCACCAAGGAACUCAAGAACUUGUGGAAUGUUUUAUGGAAAUGCUGUUUGGUCAAUCAGUUGGCCUUGAUGAAGACUUUGACCUAGAAGAUGUGAAAAAUGCCGGACUUUUUCAGAAAUGGUGUGUGAUUCCUGUUCUGGGCCUUAUAGAGAAUUCCCUCUAUGAUAGCAUCCUGCUGCAUAAUUCCCUCUGUUUUCUGCUACAAAUCAUACGUUCCUGCUCUAAAAUGACGGACAUGCUGCUGGAUAAUGGCUUGUUGUAUGUACUGUGUAAUACUUUAGCAGCACUUAAUGGGUUAGAAACUAGCAUCCUCUCAGAUGACUAUAGGCUACUUGUGUGUGAUAUACAGCAGUUACUUGUAGCAGUGACCAUCCAUGCCUGCAGUUCUUCAGGUCCCCAGUAUUUUCGCAUUAUUGAAGAUCUUAUGGUAUUAUUGGGACAUCUUCAGAACAGCAAGAAUGAAAUAACAAAAAAUAUGGCAAUUGCUUUGCAGUUCAGAGUCCUGCAAGCAGCUGUUGAGUUUAUAAAAACUGCAGGAAAUCAAGACUCUGAAGAAUUGAGCAGUUCAUUCAAUUUACCUGUUACACAUCACCAGGCAAUAUUUCAAAAACGCAAAAGCAUUGCUGCUUCUAGAAAAUUUUCUCUUGCUCAGUCGGACACAUUGCUAACAAGAAUGAGUACAAUUACAAGUGAUGAACUCAGUUUUAUGGCAAAACGGAGACUGAGUCAAGAUAAUCCUGUUCGUGCGACUGAAGCAGAGCUUAUACAAAGAUUACAGAGAAUUGCUGUUCUGGCAACCAAUAGAUUCAUUUAUCAAGAGCUUUCUGAAAAUUUCCUUGAUAUGAUGGAGGGCCCAGUUGAAAGCAAACUUUCAGUUUCACAAUUGGAAGAGCCUGAAAAGGAGGACCAACAAGAGAUGCCAAACCACAGAAAUAUUUUCAUGAAAGAAAUGUUUAAAAUAAUGACUGAAGGAAUGGCAUUGUCAGCUGGUACAAGCAAAAUAAGCACCUCAAGACAACAAUGGAAGAGAAUUAUUUUAUCCUGUAAAGAUACAUUUCGAGUGCAGCUUGGAAGAUUGCUUGUGUAUGCUGUGUCCCCGGUACGCUCCUUGCAGGAAAGAAAGAAAGCUUUGGACAUCUUAGCUGAAAUUAACCACCAGGACAUUUUGCGAGACUGUCUAAAUCCAACUUUGCAACAUGGGCCCAAGUUGUCACUCUACUUGUUUGAAUUAAUCCAUAAUUACAAGGAUGAAUUAACCAAUGAAGAACAAUCAUCGGUGGAAGUAUUUAUGAAUGCAUUAAAACGUUGUGGUUAUAAAUAUAUCCCUCUUGAUGCAUCAACAAAGCCAGACCUCAUAAAAGCUAUGAAAGAGGAUCAAAAGAAAUAUGAGGCAGAAGAAAAUGUGAAUAAAGCUGCUUGGGAGAAGACAAUGUCUAAUAACCGUCAAACUCUGUUUCAGCGCCUGGAUACAAAGUCCAAGGAUAUUUCUAAAAUAGCUGGCGAUAUCACCCAGGCUGUCUCUCUGUCUCAGGGAAUGGAAAGAAAGAAGGUGAUUCAGCACAUCAGAGGAAUGUAUAAAACAGACUUAAGUGCUAGCAGACACUGGCAGGAGCUUAUUCAGCAGCUUACGCAUGAUAGAGCUCUCUGGUAUGACCCUGCAUCCUACCCAACGUCUUGGCAAUUAGAUCCAACAGAAGGGCCUAAUAGAGAGAGGCGCCGUUUGCAGAGAUGCUACUUAACUAUUCCAAAUAAGUAUCUUCUCAAAGACAGACAGAAACCAGAAGAGGUGAUUAAUCCCCCUCUGGCAUAUCUGUUUGAAGACAAAACACAUUCAUCUCACUCUUCUACUGUAAAAGACAAAGCUGCCAGUGAGCAUAUAAGAGUUAAUCGAAGAUGCAUAAAUGUGGCACCAUCUAGAGAGACUCCUGGUGAAUUGCUAUUAGGUAAAUGUGGCAUGUACUUUGUGGAAGAUAAUGCUUCUGACACAAUUGAACAUUCAAGUUUUCAUGGAGAAACUGAACCAGCAUCAUUUUCUUGGACAUUUGAAGAAAUCAAAGAAGUACACAGGCGUUGGUGGCAAUUAAGAGACAAUGCUGUGGAAAUAUUUUUAACCAAUGGCAGAACUCUACUAUUAGCUUUUGACAAUACAAAGGUGCGUGAUGAUGUGCACCACAACAUCCUAACAAACAACCUCCCUAAUCUCUUGGAGUAUGGCAACAUUACUGCAUUAACGCACCUGUGGUACACAGGACAAAUCACUAAUUUUGAAUACCUCACUCACUUAAACAAACAUGCGGGCCGUUCCUUCAAUGAUCUCAUGCAGUACCCAGUAUUUCCUUUUAUACUUUCUGACUAUACUAGUGAAACACUGGACCUAUAUGAUCCAUCUGUUUAUAGAAAUCUGCUCAAACCGAUAGCUGUACAAUCAAAAGAAAAAGAAGAUCGUUAUGUGGACACUUACAAGUAUCUAGAAGAAGAAUAUCGAAAAGGAGCCAGAGAAGAUGACCCAAUGCCGCCUGUGCAGCCUUAUCACUAUGGAUCUCAUUACUCCAAUAGUGGAACAGUUCUUCACUUCCUUGUUAGAAUGCCUCCCUUCACAAAGAUGUUUUUAGCAUACCAGGAUCAAAGUUUUGAUAUUCCAGACAGAACAUUUCAUUCCACCAACACAACUUGGCGCCUUUCAUCAUAUGAAUCCAUGACUGAUGUGAAGGAGCUCAUCCCAGAAUUUUUCUAUCUUCCUGAGUUUUUAGUUAACAGAGAAGGAUUUGAUUUUGGUGUACGUCAGAAUGGCGAAAGAGUGAACCAUGUAAACCUCCCACCAUGGGCUCGAAAUGAUCCCAGGCUGUUUGUCCUGAUCCAUCGUCAAGCAUUAGAAUCUGAUCAUGUUUCCCAGACAAUCUGUCACUGGAUUGAUUUAGUAUUUGGGUAUAAGCAGAAGGGAAGGGCUUCAGUUCAAGCUAUCAAUGUCUUUCAUCCUGCUACCUACUUUGGAAUGGACGUGUCAGCUGUGGAAGACCCAGUUCAAAGAAGAGCACUAGAGACAAUGAUAAAGACAUAUGGACAAACCCCUCGCCAGCUGUUCCACACGGCACAUGUUAGCAGACCCGGAUCGAAACUCAUUAUGGAAGGAGAGCUUCCUGCUGCCAUGGGAUUAUUAGUGCAGUUUGCCUUCAGAGAAACAAAGGAGCAUACGAAAGAGAUUGCAUAUCCGAGUCCUUUAUCUUGGAUCAAAGGUUUAAAGUGGGGGGAAUAUGUAGGUUCCCCCAGUGCCCCAGAUCCUGUUGUUUGCUUCAGCCAGCCACACGGAGAAAGGUUUGGCUCCUUGCAGGCUCUGCCCACUAGAGCUAUCUGUGGUUUGUCCCGGAAGUUCUGCCUUCUGAUGAUAUAUAGCAAGGAGCAAGGCGUUAGAAGCAUGCACAGCACAGAUAUCCAGUGGUCUGCAAUUCUGAGUUGGGGUUAUGCUGACAAUAUCUUACGACUAAAGAGCAAGCAAAGUGAACCUCCAGUUAACUUUAUUCAAAGCUCACAGUUUCAUCGGGUGACCAGUUGUGCUUGGGUACCCGACAGUUGUCAACUUUUUACUGGCAGCAAAUGUGGUGUCAUCACAGCAUAUAUGAACCGAUUCACUAGUAGUACACCUUCUGAGAUUGAAAUGGAAUGGCAGGUGCAUUUGUAUGGCCAUACGGCAGAGAUCACCAGCUUGUUUGUCUGCAAGCCCUACAGUAUAAUGAUAAGUGUGAGCCAAGAUGGAACUUGCAUCAUAUGGGAUCUGAACAGGCUCUGCUACGUGCAAAGUCUUGCUGGGCACAAGAGUCCUGUAACAGCAGUAUCCGCUAGUGAAACAACGGGGGACAUCGCAACUGUUUGUGAUUCUGUUGGUGGUGGCAGUGAUCUCAGACUUUGGACCGUAAAUGGUGAUCUUGUGGGACAUGUGCACUGCAGAGAAAUUAUAUGCUCUGUUGCUUUCUCAAACCAGCCUGAAGGCGUCUCUAUCAAUGUGAUUGCUGGAGGGCUUGAAAAUGGAGUUGUGCGGCUGUGGAGCACAUGGGAUUUGAAACCUGUACGGGAGAUUACAUUUCCCAAAUCAAAUAAACCCAUUGUAAGCCUUACCUUUUCCUGUGACGGCCAUCACUUGUACACAGCAAACAAUGAAGGAACUGUGAUUGCCUGGUGCCGCAGAGACCAACAACGCUUCAAGCUCCCCAUGUUCUACUCAUUCCUUAGCAGCUAUGCAGCUGGCUGAUGACUCCUUGUGUUCCUUAUCCUUGCCUGUGGUUGAAGCACUUUUAGUCCAGAGCCGACCAUACAGCCUGUCUGGUUUAACUGGAUUUUGAAAUACAUUGAACAUCUUUAUGAUAAACGAGUGAGCAAGUGAAAGGCUGCUGUAUACGCUCAUGUACCAAAUGUACAAACCAUAUCAUGGUUCUACGAAAUUUCUAUUCUACAUUUUUUUUUUUGUAUCUUGAAAGUAGAUGGCUGCGCUAACCCAAAUGUUUAAAUGCUGCAAUAUAUAAUGUAAAAUAUUUUUACAGAUUAUUUGUGGAUAUAUGUAUUCUAAAUCCUGAAGCACUAGUGGUGACUUUUUCUCCUCUGUGAUGUAAAGAAAAAGAAUUAAAAUAUUUCAAAUGUUUAUUUAAAAAAGGUCAUUGUGUGCAAAUUAUUAGUAGAUUGUAGCAUCAUUUUGCUCUUGGAUAAAUACAAUUACAUCUAGUGUUUUAAAAAUCAAGAAUUCAAAAUUUCUCUUUGAAGAAGCAAAUUAACUGUAGGAGUUUCUGCACCAACACUUAAAUACUGGCAGUAUAAUUCUAUGAACUGUGAUAUUCGGUGCUCUUUAAUCCCUGCCUUUUUAUAUGGUUUUAAUGGGCAAAACCGAUGGGACAAUAUAAAGUAGUACAAAGGUGAUCUCUGAAAAUAAAUAAAGUAUUGUGUACACGUAAUCAAAGAGGGAGAA
Messenger RNA from Pogona vitticeps (central bearded dragon), 12296 nucleotides. It is a transcript of the gene LYST, whose product is annotated as lysosomal trafficking regulator. Gene Ontology annotation, molecular function: protein binding. The record is from RefSeq and is a predicted model, not a curated record. NCBI's taxonomy places the organism in Eukaryota, Metazoa, Chordata, Lepidosauria, Squamata, Agamidae.